Rubroshorea leprosula is the source of this 1654-nucleotide messenger RNA. The record is from the annotation of a GenBank genome assembly. NCBI's taxonomy places the organism in Eukaryota, Viridiplantae, Streptophyta, Magnoliopsida, Malvales, Dipterocarpaceae.
CUCCUAAACAGAAUAUGCAUCUCUUCUAUCCUUGUGGCCACGCAUUUCAUUACCUUUUGCAUAACUCAAGAGAUCAGAUUUCCAAAAUUCAGUGAUGGGGAAUUGCCUUCCUCUCCCUUGGACGAAAAGCAAGGCUUUGCCGAUUGAAACCCUCUUCAGGCUUCCCUCUCCAUUACCAACAUGGCCUCCGAGCGAAGGGUUUGGGAGCGGAGUGAUUGAUCUCGGUGGCUUACUUGUGCGUCAGUUAUCAUCUUUCACAAAAAUCUGGGCCACUUACCAAGGAGGACCUGAUGACCUCGGUGCCACCUUUUUUGAACCUUCGGAAAUGCCAGAGGGCUUCUUUUUGCUGGGCUGUUACAGCCAACCCAACAAUAAGCCACUCUUUGGCUGGGUUCUGGUUGCAAAGGAUGACAGUACGGAUGCUUCUUUACUGGCCAAACCGGUUGAUUACACCCUUGUUUGGAGCAGUGAAUCACUUAACAUGAAGAAAGAUGGCAAUGCCUACUUUUGGUUGCCUACUCCCCGUGAUGGGUAUAAGACUAUGGGCCAUGUCAUCACCAACUCCCCGGAGAAGCCUUCUCUAGACAAAAUACGCUGCGUUCGAUCUGAUUUCACUGAUGGAUGCGAGGCUGACACCUGGAUAUGGGGGCCCCAAAAGAAUGUCAACGAAACUGGAUUCAAUGUUUUCAGUGUGAGGCCAAGCAUAAGAGGAUCCCAAGCUAUGGGGGUAUCCGUGGGCACAUUUGCAGCUGGAAAUGGAAAUGGCAGUGUUAAUCUGGCUUGUUUGAAGAAUGCCAAAUCAGAUUUGUCUUACAUGCCCAAUUUACACCAAAUUGAGAUAUUGUUUCAAGCUUACUCUCCUUGGAUUUAUUUUCAUCCGAAUGAAAAGCACCUUCCGUCUUCAGUUAGUUGGUAUUUUAUCAAAGGGGCGUUGCUAUACAAAAAGGGAGAAGAGUCCAACCCGGUUGUAAUCGAACCAACGGGUGCAAACCUUCCCCAAGGCGGUUCCAAUGAUGGAGCGUACUGGUUGGACCUUCCUGUAGAUGAAGGUGCCAAAGAGAGAGUAAAGAAAGGAGAUUUAAGCAACUCCCAGGCUUAUUUACAUGUAAAGCCUAUGCUAGGUGCAACCUUUACGGACAUGGCGAUAUGGGUUUUCUACCCCUUCAACGGACCAGCAAGAGCUAAGGUUGAAUUUAUCAACGUUGAUUUGGGGAAGAUAGCAGAGCUUGAGUUUCAAGGUGGUAAUAAGCCAGUAAGUUAUUCAUCUCUGAACGGGCAUGCCAUAUAUUCCAAACCUGGACUAGUUCUACAAGGGAGCAGCGGAAUAGGUAUCAGGAAUGACACUGCUAAGAGUACGAUGUUGAUGGAUACUGGAAGACAAUUUUCUGUAGUUGCAGCCGAUCAUCUAGGUUCUACUGUUACAGAACCACCAUGGCUCAACUACUUUAGAGGAUGGGGUCCAAAAAUUAGUUAUAACAUUGACGAUCAGAUCAAGACAGUAGAGAAAGCACUGCCCGGGAAGCUUAAAUCGGUCUUCGAGAAGGCAGUGAAGAGCAUACCAAAAGAAGUACUUGGGGAGGAAGGGCCUACCGGUCCCAAGGUGAAAGCGAACUGGACUGGAGAUGAGAUUUGAAUAGUUUAUAACAAUAGCUAG